Molecule: messenger RNA, 2475 nt
Organism: Pseudo-nitzschia multistriata
Lineage: Eukaryota; Bacillariophyta; Bacillariophyceae; Bacillariales; Bacillariaceae
Source: the annotation of a GenBank genome assembly
CCACAAUGUCAUCUGGGGUUGAAGGAUAACAAUUCAGAUAUUUAUACUUUUCACUAGGAAGGCAUCCGUCGAUAACUUUCGAAGCUGAAAGAAGUUGGAUCGCACCACAGUUUCUGUUAUCGACCAAAACCAUACCCGCUGUUUGUUCAAACCGUACCGGCCGGUACCGUAGUUCGUUCAUAUCGUGUGUACGAGUGACCGUACCUGGCACUGACUGCACUACGAGGUUCAUACUCGCCCUACAGUCUAUUCGCAAAAGCAAAAACUCGAGAUCCUUUCGUUCCGGUCUCCGCGGCACACAGACGCAAACCAGGCAUUGUCCCCACCGACAAAGCCAGUCAAAAGGAAGAGAGAGAGAGAGAGAGAUUGCCACUCAGAGGAACAAAGCCCAUUCGUCCGUCCGGGAACCGAGCAACAAAGCACGAACCACAAGAAGAGAUUUGCAAUCGAUCAACCAAUCGCCCGCACGUUUCAAAAAUGGUGGAAGACACGAAAAUGGAAGACACGGCAGGGAUCGCGCCAACGAAGGAAGAGGGCCCCGAUAAGCAGGUCAACCCACCUUCUGUCCCCCCGCUCGAAGCCGCCGGGCGUCGCCUGGAACGGCUGCUGGGGGGCGGAUCCGCGGCCGCGUCCUCGUCCGGACCGAGCGAUAACGCUUCCGGCCGUCCGCUAGCGAGGCUCUACACGUACGGAACCCCCGUGAAGGUCACGCGACGGUGGCUCGGAACGGCCUCCGGGGCCGCCGGGGAGGCCAUAUCGUCCGACAUUGUUUCCGCGGCGACCACCUUGCUGGACCCCUCCCACGAAGACUGCCGGACGCGAUCGCUCCUCCUGGCCAUUGAUGAAUCGUCGUCCAUGGAGGUGGAAGGCGAGGACAACGACAACGGCAACGACGGAGGCGAAGCACCAAGUACCCAAGCCAAGGAUGAACCCGAGUACCUUUCGGCCUCCCGGAGAGAAGUUGAGUCCUGGUUGCUCAGUCUCCAGGUCCGCAUCUUGUGGAAGGCGGGAAAGCACCCCGAAGCCAUGGAACUGGUCGAAAAGGGAAUUGCCAUUCUUUUGGAGCAGGUCACGAUCGCCGCCAAGAAACUAACGUCUCUGCCCGGAGGGUCGGUGUCCUCGCUCUUUCCGCUCCUAGCCCGCCUAUACCGGUACCGAUCGCUCGUGGCCGAUUCGAUGAAGGACCCUUCCGUCACGGCCGGUUUGAGGAACGUCAUGGCCAAGGCUCACAACAUGGCCUGUCUUCGCCGGGACGUCGACUCGCAGGCAACCCUCCUCAACCUGAUGCUCCGAGACUUGCUUGAACACUCCCAAGGUAAGUUACUUGCCACGCACGAGGCUGCGAAAAGCUAUACCGGAACGGUUUGCUUUGCUUUGCUUUUAGUUUUGGUUUCGUUUGGUUCGUCGUUGGAGGGUCUCCCGCGACACCUCUCGCACUGUACAAUUGCAUAUUUCUGAUACUAACACAAAUACAAACAACAUUGCUGCUUGUGUGGGAUCCUUCAGUCGAACAAGCGAACAAAUUGCUUUCGAACGCAACCUUUCCAGAAUCGGCGUCCAACAACGAACUCUGCCGAUACUUGUAUUACAGUGGACGAAUUCAGGCUCUUCGGUUGGAAUACACAACGGCAUUCUCGAAUCUUAGUCAAUGCCUACGCAAGGCACCGACCAAUACGGGCCUCGGCUUUCGAAUCACGGUCCAGAGGCUUCUAGUGGUUGUCCAGCUCCUGAUGGGUGAAAUCCCCAAGCGACACGUAUUUUUUAGCAAGGGGAUGAAGACCGAAAUGGCUCCCUACCUGGCGAUUACGCAGGCCGUGCGAAGGGGAGACCUGGCGGUGUACACCAAGGUCGUUUCCGAGCAGUCCUCGCAACUCCGGAGGGAUGACACCUUCACCCUGAUUUCCAGACUGGCCCAGCAGGUGGUGAAAGCGGGACUUCGAAAGCUCCACGUGAGUUAUUCCCGGUUGAGUCUGGAGGACGUUGCCAACCGCUUGGGCCUGCCCUCAGCUACCUCGGCCGAGUUUGUUGUUGCCAAGGCGGUCCGGGACGGCGUCCUGGACGCCACUAUCCACCACGAGGAGGGGUACGUGCAGAGCCACGACCUCGUCGACGUCUACGCGACCAAGGAGCCCGCCGAGGCCUUUCACCGCCGCAUCGCCUACUGCCUCACCACGCACAACGAUGCGGUGCGCGGGAUGCGGUAUCCACCGGAUGCCUACAAGAAGCAGCUGGAGGCCAGCCGGGGGAACCGGCGAGGAAAACGCGGUAGCGACGACAAGACGGACGAAGAAAAGGCGCAGGAACUGGAAGACGAAUUCGACGAGGACUACUAAUCGAAUCCACCGAAUCAAUCACACUAACAUCAGCAGGAGCAACCAGCCUGGUGACUGGUCAACUGCGUUGGAGAGUAACUUAAUCUCAAUAAUAAUAGGAACGAUACAACAUGACAGAAAGCCCGUCUCAAUGCUCUGCGGU